This is a messenger RNA of Suillus bovinus, 759 nucleotides long. RefSeq lists its product as uncharacterized. The record is from RefSeq and is a predicted model, not a curated record. Bases 81 to 647 code for a protein of 188 amino acids. The transcript has 3 exons. NCBI's taxonomy places the organism in Eukaryota, Fungi, Basidiomycota, Agaricomycetes, Boletales, Suillaceae.
UGCACCUUUACUAGUUCGUCUUACCAGUAGAUGCUACUAUUCCCCUUGAACUACUAUAUCAUUUGACCCGCAUAUCAACUAUGAGCGUGCCACCUUCAAGCGCUCCUCCUAUCCCUCCCACAACCUUCCAAACUCCAAAUGGAACGAACAGUGCAUCACCCAAAGAUCUUCGGGACUUUCUCAAAUCUUUAAAUGACGACAAUCCACCAUUAGUAUUGGAUAAACCACUUUGGCUGCGCCUGCUUGCUAGCCUGCUAGAGCAAGUCUUUGGUUGUUUUCCUUAUUUCAAGCCAUCAAUGCUAGGCACCACCAACGAGCGCAUCGAGCUUACAGACGUCACGCUCGAUGUUUUUUCACGUGUCGGCAAAAGGGCUGAUUCGCUUGACUGGCUUUAUGCUGAUGAGGAACAUCUAUCCAAAAAAGUAUUUGUGCACCUUUUGGGUCUUUGCACUUCGACAGAAUCAUGGUUGGAAACCGCCGAUGAGGGCGAUUCAGACGGCGCAUCUAACACGCUAUAUUCCAAGGCUUGUGGAACACUCGUCGAAUUCUUACAACUUUUGUCGUUUUCAAGUGUCACAGGAGGAGAUUCUAGUGAUUUGCAAAGGGGAGUCUUGCAGGACAUCUUGUAUGAAGCGACAAACCAAUAAUCUCUGAUCGACACGAAUCGUGUCCUUUUGACGUUCACUGGUUCUCUACCUCACCAUGUUUAAAGACCACGACUGAGGACUGUUCCAUUCCGUGUCCUAUAGACAUCCUAAA